CGGAAACUGGCGGUGUCACGUGACACGGGGAGGCGGAGCAGCCGUGAGGGGAGGGCGGAAGUGACGUCACGGCGCGGGAGCGAAGAGCGGCGGGAGGAAGACCCGGGAGCUCCGUGACGUCAUUUUUCCCCCCCGGGGGGCCGUGUGACGUCAUGCCGACCGUACUGGGCCUGGAGGGCUCCGCCAACAAGGUGGGCGCGGGGGUCGUGCGGGACGGCGCCGUCCUGAGCAACCGCCGCGCCACCUACGUCACCCCGCCGGGACACGGGUUCGCCCCCGGGCCCACCGGGCGGCACCACCGCGAGCGGCUCCUCGGCCUGGUCGGGGCCGCGCUCCGGGACGCGGGAGUGGGGCCGGCCGAGCUCGAUGGGGUGGCCUUCACCAAAGGCCCAGGCAUGGGUGCCCCGCUGGCCGUGGUGGCCACGGUGGCCCGCACGCUGGCCCAGCUGUGGGCGCUGCCCCUGCUCGCCGUCAACCACUGCGUGGGGCACAUCGAGAUGGGGCGGCUGCUCGGGGCCGCCCCCGACCCCGCCGUGCUCUACGUCAGCGGCGGCAACACCCAGGUGAUCUCGUACUCGCGGCGCCGGUACCGGAUCCUGGGGGAGACCCUGGACGUGGCUGUGGGAAACUGCAUCGACCGCCUGGCCCGGCUGCUGCAGAUCCCCAAUGACCCCAGCCCCGGGUACAACGUGGAGCAGUUGGCCAAGAGGGGCCGCCGGCUGGUCCCGCUGCCCUACGUGGUGAAGGGUCUCGACGUGUCCUUCUCGGGGCUCCUUUCCCACCUCCAGGUACCCCCAAACCACCCCCUGAGACCCCAAAACCCCCCCAAACCCGGGGGACCCAGAAAACACCCCCCUGACCCCCC
This is a messenger RNA of Corapipo altera (White-ruffed manakin), 865 nucleotides long. RefSeq names its product probable tRNA N6-adenosine threonylcarbamoyltransferase. The record is from RefSeq and is a predicted model, not a curated record. The transcript is spliced from 6 exons. Lineage: Eukaryota; Metazoa; Chordata; Aves; Passeriformes; Pipridae. The annotation marks the transcript as partial. Gene Ontology annotation, cellular component: cytoplasm; EKC/KEOPS complex.